This is a messenger RNA of Neospora caninum, 3699 nucleotides long. RefSeq lists its product as hypothetical. The transcript has 2 exons. NCBI's taxonomy places the organism in Eukaryota, Apicomplexa, Conoidasida, Eucoccidiorida, Sarcocystidae. The record is from RefSeq and is a predicted model, not a curated record. Bases 1 to 3699 code for a protein of 1232 amino acids.
AUGGAGACGCGCAGAUCUCCCGCUUCGGGUCUUCCUGCGUCCCACCCCUCUCGGUUUCCGCCCCUCGGCCAUGGACCGCACUACGGCCACCACCCGUCACGGCCGCGAGCCGCAGGUGACACCCACGCUUCGCCGAGCUCGGGCUACUCGGUUUCUGGCGCCUACCCCGUCACUUCUUUCUCGCCGUCCCCCUCUUUCGCUUCGUCUCCAUCUUCGGGAAUCCAGGCGCCCAAUUCCGUAGCGCGAGAGCCUGCAGCGCCUGGUGCGGUGUCGUACAUGCCAGCGGGGCAUUACGUUCCUCCUGCCGGGGGUUCCGUGGCUGCGCAUCCCUCGUCCGUGACUUACAUGCCACCUCGCGGACACGCUCCGCCUGCAGGAUUCGCUUCCUACCCCUCCCCCGCUCCUGGCGGAGGUGCGUCACCCGCGUACUUUUCGACGCCGACUUCAGGUCUUCCGUCCGGCGCCUCCACGUCCACGGCCAGCUUCACGAAUGAAGACAGGACUCAACAGCGCUCGCCUCACCUCGUGCACAGCGCGCCUGGAAACCACGCAGAUCAGCAACGUCAGCCAGGAACUGUGUCUCCACGCCCUACACAUAUCCAGGCCUCGUCCACGCACUACCACGUUAGACCGUCUCUGCCGCCCUCGUCUUCUCACGCUCGUCCCUCGGCCCCGCAGGUGCAUGCAGCGUCCGGCUACGGCGGGGCGCCGGGAGCCUCUUUCUUCCCUCUCUCUUCGCCUGAUGUGCGCUUCCCUGCUCGGCCGUUCCGCCAGGAGGACGCCUCGGCUCCGACCACGCACGCGAACGGGUCGGCCUUCGCUGUCAACGGGACGACUUCGCCCUACGGCCAGCGCGCGGGAACGCCCGGGGAAACCGGAAGCCCUCAGUUCUUCGCGUCUGUCGCGCCCAGUCCGUCUCCUCAAGGCCCACCGGGCGCCGCGCCUUUGGAGUCUGCCGCGCAGCAGAUGCCGACGUCGAACUCAACCGGAAGGAAUGCGUCGCCCGUGCAUGCGCCCGCGUUCUACCCUCCGUCCAGUUCCCCGUCGUUCCCGCAAAACUCCGCGGCGGGUGCCGGGUUUGGGUCUGCCGCCGACUUGAACCCCCACGGGCGCGGCCUGACCCCGGCAGGCGCCCAGAGCCGAGCCCACGGCGCUUCGGUUCCUGCUUCGGAAGCCGGCGCAGUGCAUGCGUGCUUCGGGACUCCCCUCCAGCGUCGGGCCUCCUCGCCCCUCCAGGAGGUUCUUGUGUAUCGGGCCUCCGGCGCCGGGAUGCAAAGCGGCGAGUUCUCGCAGCUUCCAGGUGCCGUCACGGGGUCGGGUUCCCAAGUGCACGGCGCGGCCCCACAGUCCCCGUACGCCCCGAAGUUUGGGCCCUGGCCACAUGGCGCGGUCUCCGUCUCCCCGGGCCAGAAGGCCCAGCCUCAGGACCCGCGAGGCGUCAAGCCGGGAGGCGCUAGAAGCUUCGGCGGGGACUCACGACCUGAAGACAUUCCUCACGCUGGACGCUCCGGAGGCGUGCGCACGCCUGGACUCGACAGCGCAGCGAGUUCGGCCUUCUCCGGCUACAGUUCGGCAGGGGGUUCCGCGUCUCAGUCGUCCUUUUCGCGGGCGCCGUCGCCGGGGAACGAGGGGCGAAACGGGUCUCCGAUCAAGGCUGGCCCUCCUGGGUCUGCACGCCCGUCCGCGCGGGGGUCUCAGACGGCUGCUCCACUCGCGGAAGGUGCGCGUCUUUUGCCGCCGAGCGGCCGAGAGAACCCGUCAGGGCGAGGCGGACAGAGCGCGGGUUCCGAAACGGCGGGAGCGUCCGCGUCUCUGCACGCUCGGCCUCUGGCGUCCAGCGAAGGCGGCACGGCAGGCGCGCCGCCCACUUCUCGAGAUGCAGCCGCUGCCUUUCUCCCUACCAUGAACGCGCCAAGACCCGGCGGCGCGGGCGGCACUUCGAGGCCGUCGCCGCCUCCCAAAGGACCAGCGUCGGCUUUGGGGCGAGAAGGCGACGUCGCGGGCGGGGGGGUUGCUCCGUCGGCCAGUGGAGGACAGGGCCGACAGUUGCUGAAGACGCUGAACUUCUCAAAGACGCUCUUUGUCACCGAGUCCUUCACCGAGAAGAAGUUGAACGUAGCAAGCAACACGUUGCGGAAAAACUACGAAAACUUUGUUCUGUUGAGAAACAAAAACGCCAUUGUCAUUCCAGGUCCGAAGAAAACCAAGGACCACCCCAGGGGAACCAUUGUCGCAUACAACAGUGGCUACAUUGUGGCUGCGGCAACCCGGGAACAGUUCGUAGGCAUGAAUUUGUCACCUGCCUGCGCCGACUCCGGAGGUUCCAAGAAAGGUGGCGUGGUCCCCCCAGCGACGGCGCCGCCAAGCAAGGAGAUGAGUUCCGUCCUCGUGGCGCCGUCGGUGCAAACGAAUGCGCCGAUUUACGCCGACUGGAUUCGCAAGAAGUUUCGUUCGCACGAGGCAGAGCCUCUGUGCCGGAGCAACGGCUUCACGCGCCCGCUGACAGUGAUGGCCCGGGCCGAUAUCGAUCCUCCCUACGAGGUCUUCCUGGAAGAGCUGCGGGAUUUCCUCUUCCUCCACUUCCCGCACUGGCUGGUCGCCUACGAUCCGGAGGUGUCUCCGUGCCUCGUCGUCUCCAAGGCGAACCCGAGUUUGACGGGACCGUCGCCGCUUGCGAAGCCGUCUUCCCUGAAGCGCAACGCGUCCCCGAAGGACGCCGCGGCGGACGAGGACGGAGAGGCCAGUGCAGCAGCGGUCGCGGCAGGGAGGAAGAAGGGAGAAACGGCGGCGGAAGGGCCAGCGCGCACGCAUCGGGGCGAGGCUGUCUCCUCGGUGUUGCCUCGGGGCUCGAACCCCGGAGGACUGCUUUGGGGGGCGUCUGGGAGUCCGUUUUCUUGCCGUCGCAAACGCCCGUUUUCGGCGGUUUCGGGUUCUCCAGGAGGGGUCAGCCCCUUCAGCGCCGAAGUCGAAAACGUCUCGGCGCUGUGGGGAGUGAACGCCACGCAGUUGUUUUUUCCUCACCUUCCGUCCCACGUCCAUCUGUGGCCGCCGGAAGAGAAAAUUGACGUGUGGAAGCGACGGGACGAAGAGGCCCGCGCAGAAAACCGGAGCUAUCUUCAGUGCAAGUUCGUCAUCGGGGCACGGCACGUGAUCGCCCACGGCCUAAAGAGCCAGCAAGACGUGCACGCAGCGAUGACCGAGUUCUGGCCGAUCCUCCGUUUUUUCAUUGCGCCUUCGCAGCUCCGCUUCCGGACUCCGGUCACCUCCUCGGCCGACGGACUCCUCGGCGAGGACGCCGGCACGGCCGGGAGUCAAAAGGGACCGAUGCGUGGCCUGCGGAGUCUCGGCGAGGACGAGGCCGGGAGGCCAGAAGACGACCUCUCUGUGGCGGGAGAGACCGUGAAAAACAUGUUUGGUGAGCUGCGCAAGCGGCCUCGCGGAGGCGCUGGCAAGCUGCCUGGGACCCCGCCGUCGCAACCUGCAGCGUCGCCGUCUCCGGGCUUUGCGCGUGGCGAGCGAGGCAGCGAGAGAGCAAACGUGCCCCGGCCAAACUCGCCUGCGGCACACACCGGCGCGCGGAAACUGGGCGACGCGUCUUGGCCCCCCGCGGGGCAUCCGCCCAGCGACGAGUCUGUCAGUCUUCAGCCGGCGGUGCGCGCCGAGUGGAGCUCCGUGCAUCUGACUCCGACGGCUCUGUAG